This is a messenger RNA of Ictalurus furcatus (blue catfish), 4766 nucleotides long. It is a transcript of the gene zbtb22a, whose product is annotated as zinc finger and BTB domain containing 22a. Gene Ontology annotation, molecular function: DNA-binding transcription factor activity, RNA polymerase II-specific; protein binding; RNA polymerase II cis-regulatory region sequence-specific DNA binding. The record is from RefSeq and is a predicted model, not a curated record. NCBI's taxonomy places the organism in Eukaryota, Metazoa, Chordata, Actinopteri, Siluriformes, Ictaluridae. Gene Ontology annotation, biological process: regulation of transcription by RNA polymerase II. The transcript has 4 exons. Bases 463 to 2187 code for a protein of 574 amino acids.
AUUUAUUUAUUUAUUUAUUGUAAUACAAAACAGCAUUGUGUACACUGAUAUAAUUUUGCUGAACAUGUAUGCGUACUAAAAGGAAGAUUUCGUAUCUGUACUAAAGUUAUAUUUUUUUGCAAUCAUUUUAAAGAAAGACUCACUUUAUACUCCAGGUCGGUAGAUGGCGAUAUUGCACGGAUAUUAAACGGAACCGCACCGCGUCAAAACACGCCGAAGAAGAAGAAAACCACGGAACAACAACAGCAACCGAAGAAGAAGAAAAAGAGGAAGAGGAAGAGGACGACGUACAAAAAAUGGAGACGAUAGACAUCGCUUUAACUAUACAGUAGCAAGAAUAGCAAUUAUCUAGCUGGCUAAUCUGCCUAGUAUCUUAGCAUUAACUAAAUUAAUUAUCGAGGUUGAUAUUUAACACUUUAAUCCCACAAGCAGGCGCUCUUAUUCGUACAUUUUGUGGGAGUCAUGGAUAAGACACUGAGCAGUAGUGCGCCGGUCGUCCAGGUGUGUUUCCCCAAUGUGCGAGCACAGGUGCUGGACAACCUGAACCGUCAGCGAGAGGAAGGACGACUGUGUGAUCUGUCCAUCCAGGUUCAAGGACAGGUGUUCAGGGCACAUCGCUGCGUACUGGCGGCUUCCUCGCCCUACUUUCACGACCAGGUGCUGCUGAAGAACGUGAGCACGGUGUCUCUGCCGUCCGUCAUGGACCCUCUGGCCUUCGAGAGCGUCCUCAACUCGGCCUACACGGGCCAGCUGAGCAUCGUGCGUGAUGACAUCGUCAACUACGUCACAGUGGCCAGCUUUCUGCAGAUGUGGCACAUUGUGGACAAGUGCACGGAUAUCCUCAAGAGGUCGCGACCUUUGACCCAGGCCAGCCCAGGCGUAGAGCCUGGCAACUCCAGGCACCAAAGUCCCAGCAGCUCAGACUGCCUGACUGAAUCUGAGGAGCAGAAGAAGUCCCUCGGAGGAGAAUGCGCUGCUCUUCCGCCUCUGGCCACCUGGAGGAGGCCGCAGCAGGUGCCACAGCAGGGUAAAUGGGGCAAAUCCAGGCUGUUUCUGCCACCCCAGCACAGAGCCAAUUCUCCCCCGGCUGGAGAAGUAGAGCGGGCAUGUAGCCCAGAGGCUACGAAUGAGAGACGCAACUGGAUGCGCUCUCGCCUCCGGGAGAACAGGGAGGUAGACGAGGAGGAGAGGAGGCGAGGGGAGAGGUGGAUGGAGGCAGAUGAAGGUGUAGGGGAGGAGUCAGAGGAGGAGGAGCGACGGGCCGGAGGCUGUGGCUCAGGGGCAACUCUUAAAAAGGAGGGGGAGAAUGGGGGAGAGGGAGAGGGUGCAGAGAGGGACAAAGAUCAGGAGGAAGGGUUUCUGCCAGCAGCUCAGGACGCACAGGAAGUGCUCGUCGCUGAUCACUGUCCUCUUUCUGCUCGCGCUCAGUGGCAGCCGGCAGCUGAUUGGUCGGCGGGUCCGUGCGCUCAGCCAGGCGGGAAGUUAAUCGAGGAUGCCGAGAAGGACGUAGAAGAAGUGGACUUCGGACGUUUCGCAGAGGGAGGAUUCGAGGGAGAGACGUACGAUGAGAUUGAGGAUGGCACAGGACAGGUUUCCCAGAGGCCUUUGCUUCCUGUGUCACCCGGCAAUGCUGGGGGUGGAGUGGACUUUGUGUUAGGGCCUUCAGAGCUUCCCUGGACGUCAGGUGCUCUCUCAUCCCUCUCCGUCCCUCCUUCCUCCUCUCCUGUGCCCUCCUCCUCGUCUCCGCCGUCCCUCACGCCCUACGCAGGCAAAGUGCACUUCUGCCACUGCGGUAAAGCCUUCACGCUGAAGAGCAUGCGAGACCGUCACGUCAAGAUGCAGCACCUGAACUUGCGGCCCUUCAUCUGUCCCGUCUGUGCCAAGAGUUUCAAGAUGAAGCACCACCUGACCAAGCACGUGAAGACGCACGGCGCCCUGCGGCCUUAUGAGUGCAACGUCUGUGGCAAGAAGAUCAUCUGGAGGGACAGUUUCCUCAAACACCAGGUGCGCUGCCAGCACCUCGCCAACAGACCGGCCUGCACCGACACCAACGAGGCAGAGUCGGGGCAGGACGAGGCAGAGAUGGAGUAUGAGGGUUACCCAGGUGAGGGACAGGUAAAGAUGGAGCAUGAGGGAGCGCCGUUGGAGCACGUUCUGAAGGAGGAAGAUGGAGGCAGCUACACUUGAUAAGCAGAUCAUAUCAAUCAAGUUUUAUAAUCCUGUAGAUGUGAAGAAACAUCUUCAUGCCUUGAUCCACCACAGCAAGACAACAUCAGCUGCUCAUCUUCAAAUCUGCAUCAUUGUUUGGUUGAUUUUUAUCUUGACUGGAGAAGAUACAGUUCCUUAAGGAACCCAUAGAUUCUGUGGUACUGCAUGGUGAUUACUCGCACUUGGUAUCAGUAUUAUAAUUAAACGCUGGUUCAGUGAUGUAGCUCACAGGUGUCAGUACCACAACCUUGAAUUAUAGAUAAAUGUUUCUUUAUUUUGCAUCUUUAUCAAUCACUUCCAUUGAGGUCCAGUACCAGAUAACCAAAACGGAUUUUAUUUUAUAACUGGAGACAUAAACUUAAUUUAUUCUGCAGUUUAGGCUUUUCAAUUCACACCGAGUGCAACAUGCGUCAUCAGGGUUCUUAAGCAAAUCUGAAAAAGCUCGGGAAUUUAGAUUGAAGUAUUGCCAGACCUGAAAAAGUGUGAACAAUGUUCAGGAAAAAAGUAUCCAUUAUUCUGAGAUGUUUCCUGAUUUGCUGCGGUUUUGUUUUUCACAUUUCACAUGAAUUACUUUUUAAAAUGUUGGCUACCUAGGUUUUUUUUUUUUUUUUUCUCGUGUUAUUUUUUUUCUUUCCAUCAUGUGGAGUGUCAUUUCUGUGCUUUCUCACCAUGAGUGAGUUAACAUAGCAUGAAAAUGAUCAGGUAUUAGACCAUCUGGUUAAUGUACGUACAUGUGUUCCCACUGUAAACGAUUAAAUCAAAUUGAUUCGCCUGACAAAAUAAGCUCGAUAUGGGUGUGUCCACAGCGAAGGCAGGAAAACGUUCUUCUUUCAGUUGCCCAGUAACAGUAAAGUAGAAAAUCUACAUAAAUUACUGUUGUAAAAUGUCAAAAUGUAGAAUAAUUGCUCAAGUUUUGAGAUUCAUUAAAGCUCAAUAAUGAACUCCAUGUUAGGGUUUUUAAGUAAGCCGCUUGAAAAUAUUACUGUGUCUACGUAAGCAGACCUGCCGUCCUUUUACGCGUUUCAAAUAGCAACUCCACAUUUUAACAGCAGUGUAUGCUAGUACGAGUUAUCGCUCAAAAAACACGCCGAAAGAACUGUCUUCUUUUCUUUUUUUUUUGCCUAUAAAACAGCAGAUGAUCAACAUAUGAAUCAGGAAGGUGUUUUGAACUCUCCGAUAGUGACACAGUGUAAGCCCCGCCCCUUCCCCUCCCCACCCCGGUCACACAUUAGUAAUGUUUCAGUCAGUGCUCAUCUGCACGUCACAGAAAGUUUUCAUAAUGUGACAAAAUCUAUCAAUAUAUUGCUGACUUAGCGAACAUUAGGCAAGUGUAUAUUGUGUAUAUUUAACAUCAGUUAAUUAUAUUUAUUAGGGCUGCCACCGACAACUUUUGCCACAGUAAGACGACCCCCACCCCUGGUGAGACCAUGCGUUAUUCCUUUUGGCACGUCUGUAUAAGCUUUGUUAAAUGACUUUGUGAUACCUAACACAACACACGCUCUUUACUACUUCUUAUUAUGACUGGAUUUUAACAAUUUUCACCUCUAGCCUGUAAUAAGCAGAUUUCAGGAUUGUGAGUCCAGGUGUCACCGAUCCCAACUGGACAACUCUUGAACCUUUGAAACCUCGAGACAUUUUUAAGAGUCUGCAUCAUUGACGGUCUCAUUUUGUGAAAGCAGCUGCUUAGACACCAAUGAUUUUAGUAGCUCGCAAAUGUCAUAAUGUUAGCUGGAAAACAGAGUAGAGUUGUAGUGAUGCAAAGUGAGUAAAGAUGGCCAGUUUGGGAUGUGACUUAGAUGAGGAAACCAAGAGGAACGACAUACUGUACUUUAUGCUGAGGAGUAUCACUAUAUAACUGUUUAACUGAUGGGUUCUUCACAGUGCAACUCUGAGAAGAGAAUUAUUUUCACGGUACUUUUAAAGUGUUGACUUUUUAUGUUUUGCAGCGCUGGACAGGAUUUGAGAUUUUUCAUGAAGACCUACGACCUGAAGAAAAUCGGAACCAUUCGGUGUAAAAGAAUUAAGUGUGUUAACUUUUAAUAUCUUCAUAUGAGGGUCAAGACCCUGUCUGUGUGUUAGAGUCUGUGUUUAGUUGAUGUAAAAUGUGUCUCCGAACCUCAGCACAUGAACUAUUACUUAAUUAUACACACGUUCUCAUGUUGAAGGUCCAGCAUCUGUAUGAUACAAAGUGUAAAUAAAGACGUAUGCGACAGACACCAGAUCUGACCUGAUGUCACAGGUUCAGUCAGCAGUUUCCUACUUUACCUUCCCAAUCCAGAUAUAGUUCUGAAAUUUCACCUUGUUCGUCAUGUGUUACACUUUAGCACCGUUUCGAGAUUUUACAGUCGUAUCCAGUGCACUGCAACCUGUCAGUGUCUAAAGGUGCGAAGACAGGAGGAAACGAGGAUAAGAGUAUUUGACACAAAAUCAGACUAUGAUAACAUGACGUUAUUUAUUAAUGACUUGUUGCCGGAUCACCUGUCACUGAGCAUAACGAGUUUGUCUGUACACAUGAAUGCUUGAUUGCACACAGAAUAAACAUCAACAUUUUUAUCCAA